AACGCCCGUCUUCUUCAACUACAUGUACGCGCCCGAGGACGGAGAGGUGCUGAGGCCGUACAGCAACAUCUCCAACCUGAAGGUGUGGGACUACUACAUCCAGGAGACCCUGUCCGAGGGCCCCUCCUACGACUGGGAGCUGGUGCAGGAGCAGCCGGAGCACGGGGACGAGGCGGAUCGGCAGGACUCCAGCGCCCCGCAGACCAAGCGCAAGAUCAUCUGGCCCUGCUACGACAACCGCAGCCGCGUGGAGCCCGACGCCAUCUCCAAGCUGCUGGAGGAGCUGCACAGCCUGGAGGCGGAGCUGGGCCAGGCGCCGGAGCGCUGGAAGGACAUGUGGGACAAGGUGAAAGCCUCCCAGCGCACAGAGGCCCGGCAGGAGGCCAGCAGGGGAGAGCUCUUUGUACAGUCUUAA
Molecule: messenger RNA, 415 nt
Organism: Pelodiscus sinensis (Chinese soft-shelled turtle)
Lineage: Eukaryota; Metazoa; Chordata; Testudines; Trionychidae
Source: RefSeq, a predicted model, not a curated record